Molecule: messenger RNA, 699 nt
Organism: Peronospora matthiolae
Lineage: Eukaryota; Oomycota; Peronosporomycetes; Peronosporales; Peronosporaceae
Source: the annotation of a GenBank genome assembly
AUGGACGCUCCUUAUUUCCUCACUGUUGCCCACGAUACGCUGACCCGCACAGUCCUCCGCGUCCGCGACAGCGAGCAGCACGUCCCUUCGUCCACCGGAUUGCGCACCGAUGCAGUCCUAGCAGUCCUGAUGCUUUUCUCCGUGGCGCUGCUGCCCGUGGUCGUGCGCGUGCGAGUUCUCUACACCUUUUGCUGGACGAUCUUCACGGUGCUGGCGCAUGUGACGGAGUCGAAGGCAGCGCUAGGCCUUGCUACGUCGCUAGGCCUUACGAUCAUGAUGGGCUGGUACUCGCUCCGCGUGUUGGACCGCACGACGUUCAUGGGCAUCCUGCAAGGCUGGUUUGGUGCCGUCAGCAAGUACGGGUCUUUUCAACUACUGGCCAACUCGAUCGACCUCCUGCUGCACAUGGGCGUGCCGCUCGCACUCGUCUUCUGCUACCUGCCACUCGUGCGGAUCUGGAUGACUGGUCCUAUUCUGAUCUUCUCCCAGCUGUGGAUCAAGCUGGUUGCAGACGGCGAUCUCUCGCUCUCGGGCAACGACGUCUACCACAUCUACCCUCCGCGGCCCAAGGCUUUCUGGCACGCAGCACACAAGAUCGAGUUGGUCUAUAACCUCACCAUCCCGACACUGUGCGUGCUCGGGUGUCAAGCAGGUAUCCACGACUUUGUAGUCGCCUGCUUGGUCGCACCGAGGUCGUAA